Molecule: messenger RNA, 1470 nt
Organism: Aspergillus welwitschiae
Lineage: Eukaryota; Fungi; Ascomycota; Eurotiomycetes; Eurotiales; Aspergillaceae
Product: NADPH oxidase family protein
Exons: 4
Coding region: 1-1470 (489 amino acids)
Biological process (GO): iron ion transport; copper ion import; intracellular iron ion homeostasis
Cellular component (GO): plasma membrane
Molecular function (GO): ferric-chelate reductase activity
Source: RefSeq, a predicted model, not a curated record
AUGCUCCUCUAUCUCGGCUGGCGCAUAUUUCUAAACUGUUAUUUUGUUUAUGUUCGUCCGUGGUGGUUGGUACAUGUGGUAUAUCCAAGCUUCCAACCUCACCAAUUAAAUAUCAAGAUCAUCUUGAAGCCUCGACUUAUGGGCCCCAUCAUUUACUUUGCCGGCACGGCGAUUUUCAAUCUCAUAGGGGUAAAUACUAUCUCUGAAGCCGGUAUACGCGCAGCUCGUCUCUCAAUUUUCACUCUGUUACUUCUUUUUUGGGCGGGCGAUCAUGAAUUUGGAGCUCGUCUGCUUGGAAUAGCAUCAGGCACCUAUCAGUAUAUUCACCGAAUAUCCGCAAUUAUGGCGGUGCUACAAGGUGCUAUUCACGUGGCUAUCAAGAGCCAGGAAAUUCAAUUUUCAUAUUCAGACACUGUUCAGAUCUAUGGCCUUAUUGUAAGAUGUAUGCUUCUGUCGCUGCUGCUUCUACCACUAGUAAGACGGCGGGUCUAUGAAGUAUUUCUUAGGACUCAUCAAGGAUGUGCGAUCUUUACUCUUUAUAGUAUCUGGCGGCAUGUGCACACGUCAUAUACAAAAUACUGGGUCUAUCUUCUGGCAAUUACUUUUAUGACUACAGCAACCUUACAAGUGUCUCGCAUGCUUUUUCGAAACAUAUCUGGUCGGCAGAAAACGACAAGAUGUAUUUCUGAAUUAUGCGGAAAUGAUAUAGUUCGUAUAACAGUGUUACUUCCAAGGCCAUGGGUAGUACGUGCAGGUGAGAGUAUCAGUCUCAACAUUCCAGGGCUCGGAUUCCGCUAUAUCUUUCAAUCGCAUCCUUUUUCCAUCGCUUGGUGGGAUGAAGAUACUGCUGGAAGGAUUCACUCUAUUUCACUUCUUAUAAGAGCGCGAUCGGGCUUUACUAAAAAGCUCAUUAAAUACUCGCCAAUAGAAAGAAGAGCAUGGAUUGAUGGCCCAUUCGGUCCCUCUAACGUCAGUUCCAUAGGUCCUUUAGGAGUUGAGGACUACAGUCAUGUUUUCAUGGUUACCACCGGAAUCGGUAUUGCCGCUCAACUACCAUAUAUCAAGCAGCUACUUGCGCAAACCUAUAAGGGGCAAACAAGAACCCGAAAAAUAUCAUUGGUAUGGCAAUUACAGCGAGAGGGAGACUGGGAGGGGGCAAGAGAUUGGCUACAAUCUUUGGUAGAGCAGGAUAAUGGAUGUAUGUUGAGCGUCACUAUAUAUGACCAGCUAGAAACACCGUCAAAGGUUGCACAUACAUUCGGAUACCACAGACUCAUAACCGUAUACUGUGGCAAGGUGGAUUGGAAAAUCCAAUUAACAGAAGAGAUACAUAAUCAGAUUGGGCAGCUUCUUGUCGCAGUAUCUGCAAAUAGAGUCGUUCGCAAGCACAUACGGGAAUUAGUGCACGAUAACAGUGCUCAAGGAAUAGAAAUAUUCGAGCUCGCAUUUCAGCCAUGGGAUAGAUGUUGA